Saccharomycodes ludwigii is the source of this 7485-nucleotide messenger RNA. RefSeq names its product COPII coat assembly protein SEC16 (gene SEC16). Gene Ontology annotation, cellular component: endoplasmic reticulum exit site; ER to Golgi transport vesicle membrane. Gene Ontology annotation, biological process: autophagy; Golgi organization; COPII vesicle coat assembly. Bases 1 to 7485 code for a protein of 2494 amino acids. The transcript has a single exon. The record is from RefSeq and is a predicted model, not a curated record. NCBI's taxonomy places the organism in Eukaryota, Fungi, Ascomycota, Saccharomycetes, Saccharomycodales, Saccharomycodaceae.
AUGGGUCCCGAGGCUAAAAAGAGAAAAAACCAGAAAAAGAAGUUAAAGCAAAAACAAAAAAAACAGGCUGCUGCUGCUGCUGCUUCCAAAGUAGAAUCAAUUGAACAGUCUAAUAAUGUUGAUGCUACCCCUUCUGAAUUGUCAGAACAUCAAUCUAUUUCUCCUACAUCUACCGAAGUAACUUCUGCUUUAAAUGUUAAAAAAGAUGACACUGUUAAUACGGAUAUGUCAGCAUCAAUUGACUCGUUAGAAAAGGAAAAUCAGCCCGGUGAUGGAUCAGUUGCUACCAAUGGAAAUACAUCAGCCAAAGAUCAUUCAGAGUUAAUGAUUAAGGAUGCCAAACUUUUAUUGGAGGAUGACGAUAUUGAAGUAUCAUCGCCGAUUAAUGAAAACAAAAAUUUGUCGUCUACUGUUGUUGUGGCAGACAACAAAAAUGAUGUAAUAGUUGAAAACGAACAAAAACUGCAACAUUUUGAACAAGAUAUAGAACAAACCGCAAUGGAAUUAUCUAAUUUUGAGCAGGAAUUAGAAGGAGGAAUUAAAGAAGAGGAGGAAUACAAAGAGAAGCAAAACCGAUUUGAACAAAAUAUAGAACAAACCAAAAGGGAGUUGUCCAAUUUUGAACAUGAAUUGGAAGAAGAGAUUAAAGAAGAGGAAAUUACACAUGAUCCUGAUCAAAAGAAUUUACUAAUACCGGUUCAAGGGGGGGGAAACGAUGUUAAAGAAGACCCCUUAUUAGUUGGUAUUGAGUCCAAUGUGGAAAAGGAAACAGUUAGCUUGCCAAAGCAACAACCUACAGAGAAAGAACCAACUAGUUUACCAGAACAACAAUCUGCAGAAAAAGAAAUAGGCGGUGCGCUAGAACAACAAUCUGCAAAGAAAGAACCAACUAGUGUACCAGAACAACAAUCUGCAGAAAAAGAAAUAGGCGGUGCGCUAGAACAACAAUCUGCAAAGAAAGAACCAACUAGUGUACCAGAACAACAAUCUGCAGAAAAAGAAGUAGUUGGUGUGUUUUCCGAAAAUGAUACAAGAGGAAAAGAAGAUUUUAACUUAAAUGUAGAAAAAAAGGAGCCAGUUGAACAGAAAAUCAAAAAAGAUCCAAUAGAUACUGGAAGUACAACUAAAAAUCAAGUAUUUCAAGAAGGUCUAACUGAACCUCAAGCUACACAUACUAUUGAGGAGGGGGAAUUUGCAGCCUUAGGUGAUAAUGCGGCUGCUACAUCUAGUGAAAACAGGGAUAAAAAAUAUAUUAAUGACAAUGAUAAAGACAAUCACAGUUUAUUCACAGCUGCUAGCCAGGAUGACUUCAAGUGGUGGGAGAAAAAUAAUACAUUAGAUUCAGAAGCUACCAGCAUAAAAAGAGAUGUUUCUAAUGAGAAUGAAGAAGAGAUUGAAAAAAAUAACAAACAUGAUGAUCUAGUUAUUGAAAAAAGACAAGAAAAAGACACUGAUGAAGAAUCUAAUUUAUUUGUCGAUAAUGUACAGACUGAAGUAAUGCCUUGGGAGGUGGAAAUAAGUCAAAAUGAAAUUGUCAGUACCACAUCACCAGCGAAAUCACAAACUAAUGGUUUAUUAAAUAACCAAACCGACAGUGAAUUUUCUCAUUCGGAGUCAAAAGUCAAAAAACAAGAAUCACCUAGUCAGAAUAAUGUAUCGAUUUUAGAGAAUGCGCCUACUACCGCCCCUUCUAAUAAAAUGUCAGCCGCCAACGCUUUUUCAUUUUUAAAUGAUGAUGAUUUGUUAGACGACGAUCUGUCAAGCACCACUGAAGAUGAUGAAAAACAAAAGGAUAAUAAAAUUUCAACCAGUAUCAUUAAUGCCAAGACUGGCAAUGAUGAUAAUGAUGACGAUGAUAGUUAUUUAGAAUCUGAUGAAGAAGAAACCAACAUUGGCCAAUCUCAAAUAUCUACUAUGGGCUCUAAUUUAGAACAGAUUGAUACCAAUGUAACAGUUAAGCAUUCGAGGUUCCCUUCUGCGUCAUCAUCUAUUACACAGACAUUUACCAAAAUAAAUACUAGCAAAUAUGCUCCCCAGAAUUCAGCUAUUGAUAAUAGUAGCAAUAAAUCAAGUACCUCUGUAAUAACACCAGCAAACCCAUUCCAAGUUAGACCUACAAUUGUUUCCUCAUCCACUGUCAAUAAUAGAAGUUCUUAUCAAAUGCCUCCAGAAAUUCAACCUCAACCCAAUGAUUACGAACUGGUUCAAAAAUUAGAAAAAGAAAAACACAAAACUGACGCAUAUGAUUUUCCAAUGGAUAUAGCUUCUGUCAUAAAACCAAAGAAACAAAUUGUUGCAAAGCCAAUUAAUGUUAAUUCACCAAAGCCCAUUGUAGUGCCAUCUCAACCAUUCAAUAAGCCUAAUGCAACAUUGCCGUUAAAGUCGGUGUCUCCGCCAAUAUCAGCUUCGAGAAAUAACACGAGUAUUAAUAACAACGUACCAUUCAAUCCGUAUUCCCCAUCACUGAAUAAUAGUCUUGGUAGGAAUAUGCCGAAAUCUGCUGGUGCAGCUAAUAACUUACCAGUAUAUCCGCCAAUCUCUGAACCACAACAGCAGCAACAAGGAAUUGUUGCAUCCAUGUCGCAUGCAGAUCGCACGAACUUGCCGCUUGAUGUUGCCUCAUCAAACGGUAUGAAAUCACCGGUUGGUAGUACCUACAUGCCAAACCCCAACAUACAAAGAAGAAAGUAUAGCAAUGUGUCGAAUAAUACUUCCUUCUCAUUUCCUGGGCCACCGCAACUUUCUGCAAGGAAAAAUGCUACGAGCAGAUCAGCUUCUGUCGAUAGUGAUGUCGCCCCCAAAGUUACUAAUAUGUAUGCUCCUAGUACUAAUAUUAAUGCCACUUCUCAAAAGCAAAAUACAAGAUCUAGAGGUUUUAGCAAUGUUUCAGCGGGUAGCACUGUUUCUAGUAGGAAAAAUAGCAAGUAUGCACCUCAGGUUCAAGAGGUUCCCCAACCACCUUUAAAUAAUUUUACUCCACAAGGUAUUGUUGUUCCUAAUAUCCAUUCAAGAACGACAUCUUUUGGUAACAAUGGUAUGAAUGUAAAUAGUACUGGUACGUCCAAUAAUGCACCAUAUUCCCCCUCUUUAAACGCCCCAAGAGGGUUUCCUCCCACUCUGCAAACUACUGGGUUGAAUAAUAUUCAACAACCUCAGGUUAUGUCACCCACUACUAUGAAUAGACACGCACGUUCUCAUUCUAGUGCUUAUGCACCAAAUGCACCUGGUUAUGCUUCUAAAUAUGCGCCAACUGUUCAACCACACGAGCAAUAUCAACAACAGCAUCAGCAACCGAACAUAUAUAGCUAUCCACAAAAACCCCAAAAUGUUAUGUCCUAUAAGACUGGUACUUUUCCCGAUCAACCACAAAUGGAUACUGUUAUUGACGUACCAAUUAAAAAUCCAGAAUUUUUGAGAAGUAGACAAUUUCCGAUUUUCCAUUGGGGCCAAUCUUCGAAAGUUGUUUAUUUAAAGCCCAUUGAUAACAUAUAUCAACAAACAGAAAUUCAUAUUAUUAGUGCUAAAGAAAUUUCCAAGACCCCAUCCUAUUUCAAUGAUUUCCCUGGUCCAUUGGUUAGAAAAAAGACUAAACUUAAAGAUAUUGAGAGGUGGUUAAAUACAGCUAUUGAAAAAAUCAGUCAGGAAGAUUCUCUACUGGAACUAUGUUUGUGGAAAAUUUUGAAAAUUAAGUUAAGCGAUGAUGUUAAACUAUCCGAUAUUGCCAAUAUCUUAUACGAUAGUACUGAAUUGAGUUCUCAUUUGGGAAGUUCUAUGGCUUCAAACUUCGAUAUUUCAAAUACAAAUAAAAAAUUUAACGCAUCAAAAAUCGAACCGAAGGAACAAAUCCAAAUUUUAAAAUAUUUACAAGUUGGUAAUCAACAAGGUGCAUUGAAUAUUGCAUUAGCUAAUGGUGAUUAUGCCAUGGCUUUGAUUAUUGGUAGUUUGAUUGGUAAAGAUGCUUGGUCCGAAGUUGUUGAUAAUUAUCUAAAAGAACUAUUUUUAAGCGGGUCUAAUAGGAAUUCAAAUGAAGCUUCAUUUUCCGUCAACUUGUUAGGAUUAAUUUUCCAAGUAUUUGUAGGUAAUAGUAAGAGAGUUAUCGAUGAAUUUUAUAAUGCGUCAGAAAAGUCACACUGGGCGUUGGAUAACUGGAAUAUUAUUUUGUCAUCUGUUUUGACGAAUUCUCCAAAAGUUGCAGAUAAUAUAGAGAAAAAGCUAUCGCCAUUAUUAUUAGAAUUUUUGGUUGACUUUGGUAUUUUCUUACUGAGAAAUGGAUUGAUAAUUGCUUCUCAUAUUUGUUUUGUUAUUGCUGAUGUGCCAUUGUCUUACCAAGAGAUUGUUCCAGAGUCCAAUGUUGUUUUCGAAAACAUAGGCUACCCAAAUUCUGUUGAGAGUGUUUUAUUAUCUGAAAUAUAUGAGUUUGUAUUUAAUCCUUCAGUGAAUGGCUCUAAAUUCAGUGGAUUCCCAGUUUUAUUAUCACAAAAGCUAUUACAUGCGUCAUUACUGAUGGAUAUUGAGUUGCCAAAUAUUUCUCAAAAAUACUUGGAUACCGCUUACUCUAUGCUUAAACAAAUUCCAAAAAAUACUCCUAUUGCUGUUAAAUAUAACUUUUGUCUUGUUGAUUUGAAGGCUAGGCUUGCUACUUCAAACAGUGGAUGGUUGGGUAAGCCUAAGUUGAGCACCGUUUGGGGCCACUUGGAUAAGUCUUUUAACAAAUUUAUCGGUGGUGACGAUGAUUUAGCCCUUGAUGGUGCCGCCAAUGAGCAUAAAGUGUUUGACAGUUUUACACCUUCAGCUUCUAGAAAUGCCUCUACAGUUGAUUUGACUUCUGAAAUGUACAAUAUGUAUAAAGUGCAAUCAGCAACUUCUCAAUUAAAAAGAAGUCAUUCUGAGCUUCCAACAAGGUAUAAGAAUUUAAAUGAUAACAACACAUCUGCUAUUGGAAUUUCAGGAACAAUGUCUGCUUACACUCCAAAGGAUACUUUGACUUUAUUCAAAAAUAGCAAUGUUCCUCAUUCACCUCCGCUAAGUAAAGUUAAGUCACAUAACUCUCCGAUAAGAGAGCUUAUUAGCCAUUCUUCCAGCUCACCUAAAUCACAUAUGAGAAAAACAUCUAAUGAAAGCGGAUUAGGCUUCACGCCUUCUCGUAAUGUCGUUAAACGUUCUGCUACACAAGGUUCAAAAAAUGAUGCAGAAGGCUCGCCAAAUUUAGAUAUACAUCAUCAAAUUAUAAUGAGCUCAAUUACUGAUACACCAAACGCUUUUUCUUCCGCUACGCAUAUUGCUCCUCCUCCAUCCAUUAGUGGUUCCAAAAAGAGUUUUAGAAAACGUAGUAUUGCAGGUGAUAAAUCCACUGCAUCUUUAGAUCAGUUGUACAGUGGUUUAGCUACACCUGAGUUACGCCAAAAGCCUAAAAGAAUUGAAAGUUUUACCACUCAAUUUCCCAAGCCUAAAACAAUAUCUGAGCCUAGAUCAAUUACUUCAUCUAGAAAAUCUUCUGUUUCGUCUGAAAUUUCGUAUAUGCCACCUUCAUUAAAAUACCAUAAAGAAAACACAUCUUCCACUGACAUUUUACCGCCUUCAAAGAUUAAGGAAGCUAAUAAUGGAAGUUCCCCUUCUUUAAAUUAUGCUCCAACAAUGAAUUCUUCUUUGUCGCACAUUGAACCACCAAGUUUGAUUCCGCCUCCGAUUUUUUCUGCAUCUACUGACCUAAAGAUAAAUGAUUUUGCCAUUACGGAGGAAAAUACCAGUAAUGAUUUAUCUACUUUAAAGGAAACUGAAGACAUUAUUUCUACUAAAGCUCAGAAUGAUGUUACAACUAUAAUUUCACCCAUUGCCAGUAAUAAUGUAGCAACACUUGCAGAAAAUAAUACGGCAGAACGUAAUGAUGUUAAACAUGACGCCGAGUUAUAUGUAAAUGGUAAUCCGAAAAAGCAGGAGAUUAUAAUGAGGGGACAAGAUAUUGAAGAAAACACUGCGGCUGUUAAAGAAGAAAAAGAUAUGGGGGCGUGUGAUACUUUGCCGGUUGGCGAAUCGACAUCCACUUCAAUAGUUGGUGAUGAAAGUGGUUUAGAGGAAAUUUUGCAGAGUAAGGAAGUUAAUAUUCCUGAAAAUUUGAGUGAAAAGCCAGAAAUUGAUAGUAAAACUGUUUCCACUCCGGUGUAUUCAAAUACUUUUGUUAAUAACAACAAAAACCCUUCAAAAAAUCCGGUUCAAGUUACAACGUCAAAAAAUGAUCUUAAUCCCUAUGCGCCAUCUGUCAAAUCAAGAAGAUCGGUUUCUCAAAGGACAAACAAAUAUACCAAUCCAAAUUCUGUUUUAACUGAAAAAGAUACUACUGGUUCUACUAGUCGUACCACUAAAAAUUUAGAGACAGAAAUAUUAUCUGGAGAGGUAAAUAUGUUUGAAAUGGAAGGUUAUAGAAUGGCUACGCCUGUUUAUACUACCGGAGCUGUAGAUACCGAUUCUGAACACAUUCAUGAGGAGAAAUUAAAUGAGGAUGAGGUCUCUAAAGAAAAUGACAGUAAAAAUGGUAACAAUGCUCUCAAUUCACAGUCAUCUAUUUCAGAAAAUAAUGCUAACAAUGCCUCUAGAUUUAGUCCGGCUGUUAAAAGUACUGGUGGUUCACCGCACAAGAAUUUCACGACCUUUUCUGAUCCUGUUAUUCGUGCUGUUAAAAACCCAAGCUUCAAACCGUUUACUCCAAAACUUCCCGUUGAUGAGUAUUACGACGAUAUAGUUGAAGAUGAAUCUGAUGAUGAUGAUGAUGAUGGUGAUGAACUUGAAAAACAAAGAGAAAUUAUGCGGAAGGAGAAAGAGAAGGAAGAGAAGGAAAGAGAGGAGAAGGAAAGAGAACGUAUGAAAAAACAAGCUAAGGAAGAAAAAGCUUUAAGUGGCAAAAAGCAGGAGGGGAAAAUGAGUGGUGCAAAUCAUAAAAAUGGAGAUUCUGAUGCAGGCGCCAGUUGGUUUGGUUGGUUAAAGAAAGAUCCUAAUGCUAAAAAGUCAGUCAAGGCUAAAUUAGGUCAUAAAAAUACAUUCUAUUAUGACGAAAAGUUGAAAAGAUGGGUUGAUAAAAAUGCCUCUGAAGAAGAAAAAGCUAAGUUAACCGAGCCUGCUUUACCACCACCACCACCUAUUAUCAAGAAAAAAUCGACAGUACCACCUAGCAAACCCCGUAUUGGUUCGGUUGAAGGUGGUCCAACUCAAAGAACGCAUGGAAUGGUUGCUCCCCGUAAUCCAUUGACUGGUGAGUUAUUGACUGUAAAUAAUCCAAAACGGGAUUCGUCUGAAGAAACUAAUACGAAACUGCCUGUUGCUUCUCCGCGUUUGAGUCCUUUGAGUUCUACAACUAGCUUGUCUAGUAAGACUGCGAAUGGAUUGGAUGAUUUAAUAUCUUUGAAUGCAGGUAGGAGAAGUGCAUCUAGUACCUCCAGAAAGGGACGCAGAACUGGUAGAGGUUAUGUGAAUGUUAUGGAUAAUAUAAAUUAG